AUGGGUUUUUUACGAUAUACUUUAAUUUUUGGCACUUUUGGAAUCGUUGCGCACAUCGUCAUUAAUGUGCUCUACACCAAAUAUCCGCUCCAUUUCGAUGGUGAAAUUGUGGAAGGAUUUGAUGGUGUCCGCAAGGCUUUUCAACAGAAUUUCCUGGAUGGUUGGGAAGCCGAGGGAGCUUCGUUGGCGGUUUAUGUGAAAGGUCAGAAGGCGGUUGAUGUAUGGGGUGGAUACGCCGACAAGCAUGCGGCUAGAAAGUGGAAACAGGACACUCUUAGUGUAGUUUUCUCGUGUACGAAAGCGGUUGCAGCUGUCUGCAUAGCAAUUCUUGCUGAUCGUGGACAGUUAAGUUAUGAUGACCUCGUCUCGAAGCAUUGGCCUGGAUUCGCAAAAAAUGGCAAGGAAAACAUCACUAUCGAAUGGGUGAUGUCACAUAUGUCAGGUCUUCCGUACUUGGAUACGAUAAUCACUGAGGAUAUGGCCGCCGACCAUCACCUCAUGAGAAAGGUGCUCGAAGAGGAAAAACCAAAAUUCACACCUGGGAUCAGUAGCGGUUACCAUACACUCACCUAUGGAUGGUUGGUUGACCAGAUCGUGAGACACACCGACGAUAAACGACGUGGUAUCGGACAGUUCCUGAGGGAAGAAGUCACUGGACCAAACGGGAUCGACUUUCAUAUUGGUCUUAAUCUUUCCCAAGAUUAUCGAGUAGCGCGGAUUUCAUUGCCUGGAACCAUGGACCUAAUCAGUGAGAUGUGGUCCAGUACACACGUGCUUUUAAGAUUUUUUCACUUCAUGACUUCGAAUAAGAAUAGUGCCUUUAAUCGAGCGAUAGGAAAUCCACCGUGGAUCGAUCUGUGGAACAAGUGUACAGCGAAUAAUCCCGAACAACAUGCAAUGGAGCAGGCAGCCGCUUUCGGUAUCGGCAACGCCCGCUCACUUGGAUCCAUAUUCAACCUGGUUAGCUUUAUUUGCGAAAACAACGGAGAAGGUUUUGAAGUAGGAGUCACUAUCCUCACGCACAAAUCGAAAACAUCAGCGCGUAAAACUUUUGAAGCGUUUUGGAUCAAUUCCAAAAAUUUAAAAAUGGACUGCAAGGAGGAGUGUCUUGUUAUCACGCAGGAGAUGGAGUCCUUGAAAACAGUUUUGACCUGUUUGGCAGCUGAAGUAUUUCUCGUACAGGAGCUUGUCGAGUUCGUUGAGGAAUGGGUAUUCGGUUGGCUAGAAGACUGGCGGCUCGUCACUGGUCAACUUGUCAGCGAGAAAAUGCUCUCUUUUCUUGAAAAACCGGUUGUCAACGAAACAGAUUACGUGGUAAACGCGCAGAUGGCUAAAGGCCAUGGAUUUUUCUAUGCUCCUAUAGAACGAGAGGAAGACAGUCGACUGGUUCAUCAUUCCGGUCAUGGGUGUCAACAAGUCACAUUCGACAUCCAUAGACAAGUUGUCAUCGCUUAUGUGACAAAUGCACUAAAAAUGGGUCACUUCGAUAAUUGCCGAAAUUACUGGCGAAUUCAUAAGACCGUUUACGAUGUUCUCGAGAAGUCAAGUAAAUGA
Molecule: messenger RNA, 1554 nt
Organism: Angiostrongylus costaricensis
Lineage: Eukaryota; Metazoa; Nematoda; Chromadorea; Rhabditida; Metastrongylidae
Source: the annotation of a GenBank genome assembly